CUAUCUGCUGCCAUGUUGGGCUCUUACGGAGUCUUUUGGAAACCUCUGGGCGUGCCGGUGUGAUAAUUAUUUCGUAUUCAAGUUAGGUUAGAAUGGCUCAAGGAUACGACUGAUACUUUCUCCUUUUAUAUACCCGUGAAGAUUGAAAUCCUACGACAACGUAAAUUAUGGUGAAGGGCGAGUCACUGGAUGCUUCUAUGGGUCUAUGCGGGUUAUCCUUUGCCCAUGUGGGGAGUUGUAGAUGUGGGCCAACGAAAUUACGAAGAUCCAUUAUUCGUCAUGCAUGCAUGCAUGCAUAUAUCUGCUGUAAUACGUGUCACAGUCCAUGCAAGUUAACAGCAUCACAAAUCACUUUUGACAAGAGAUUUAGUCCGUCUUCGCACGCUGUGGUGUCGGCCCGAUGUCAGCGUCGAGGACAAAUUGAACCUUAAAAGAAUAUGCCUGGCUAGGUCAAACAUGAGAAUU
This is a messenger RNA of Aspergillus pseudonomiae, 465 nucleotides long. RefSeq lists its product as uncharacterized. Lineage: Eukaryota; Fungi; Ascomycota; Eurotiomycetes; Eurotiales; Aspergillaceae. The coding region runs from base 168 to 431 and encodes 87 amino acids. The transcript has a single exon. The record is from RefSeq and is a predicted model, not a curated record.